GUAAUAUAGUCCGCCGUGUAGUGCAGUUAUGAGCACCGUGCUACCUUUUCCUGUGCGUGCGUGUGACAAGGAGCGCGGAUCCGCUCGCGACGUAACACGCCCAGGAGCCGUCAACGUGUUUACCUGAACGGUGAGAAGACAACGGAUCGAGCCAAUGUCCUCUUUUACCGUUCAUCGCACUCCUCGCGUGUCCAGAGCAGUGAUUGCACAGACGCUGGAAGGGAAUCGGUGUGUGAAACGCGAUCUGCCCGACAGGAGCGCGAGACAGGCGCCCAGCACACUCCACAGCAAAUGGCAACUUGUGCAGUGAGGAGUUUAAGCAGUGUGCCGGAGGCGACCUCAGAUUCAGAUGAUGAAGACAAACUGCACAUUGUGGAGGAGGAUAAUAUCGCUGACGAUCCCGACCAAAAGUCCUCAGUAUUCCAGCUCAAAGCAGCGCGGCAGCUCUCUGACGCAUGCACACAGGAUGAUGGCAGCCUGGGGCCAGAUGCUUUAAUACAAGAAAUAAGGGUCAAAGAGGAGUGUGUCACUGAUGAGGAGGACUGUACUGAUAAUGAAGUGGCCAGUGAGGAAAAGCAGACGGAAACGGAGCACGUUGACUCAGACACCCAGGAGGAGCAUCAGAGAACGCCAGAACGAGGGGUCCACGAUGAGAACGGUACACCUGAUGCAUUCUCCCAACUGCACACCUGUCCUCACUGUUCCCGCGGUUACAAGCGGCAUACGUCGCUGAAGGAGCACAUUAAACUACGGCAUGAAAAGGGCGAUGACAACUACUGCUGUUCCCUCUGUAGCUACACCUUCACUUACCGAACGCAGCUCGUCCGUCACAUGACCGCACACAGACACGUCCGAGAGCAGCGGACUAUUUCUCAGUCGGGCGGAAACAGAAAGUUUAAGUGUACAGAAUGCUCCAAGGCCUUCAAAUACAAACAUCACCUGAAGGAGCACUUGCGCAUUCACAGCGGCGAGAAGCCAUAUGAAUGCUCUAAUUGUCGGAAGCGUUUCUCUCACUCUGGGUCCUACAGCUCUCACAUCAGCAGUAAGAAGUGUGCGAGCGUGACCAAAGCGGUCAACGGCCUUCCUCGCGCACCUGGAGUGAAAACAUCUCUUACCAUUUCUCGCCCUACACAAAUCCUUUUGAGGGAGAAGGUGGAAGUCACCAACAAGCCUCUGCAAGAGCAGCUCCCCCUGAAACAGAUCAAACAGGAGCCUGUUGAACACCAACCCAAACCUUCGCCAGCAACACCUACAAUAGCCCCCACAAAUGCCAACGGGGUCGUGGCUCCGCAAGGCGUCAUCCAAACCUUGGUCCUGCCCACUGUCGGGCUGGUCCAGCCAAUCAGCAUCAACCUUAGUGACUUACAGAAUGCGCUGAACGCUGCGAUGGACAGGCAGGCGUUGACUAGUGGUAAUGCAAACGGAACAAACGCUAAAAUCAUAGGCCAAUCGCAGACCCAAGCUGUCGUGUUGCAGCCACAGCAGGGACAGCCCCAAGUGAUCUCCGCCAUCUCUCUACCGGUUGUGGGACAAGACGGAAAUACCAAAAUUAUCAUCAACUACAACCCCCAGCUAGACCCACAACUCAAGGGAGUAAAAGUGAACACAAUGCAGCCCACAGUGACCCAAACCGGUGUGGCGCAAGAAAAAUCUACAGCAUCUAACAUCGCACAGCCAAAUGUGAUCCAGCUAAAUUCAGUGCAGUCCAACUUGACCGAAACCCAAACAUCAGGUACACCUAAACCUACACAGGUAAACAUAAUCAAACCAAUCCAAAGCAAACCGCCAUCUAUCAUCAAGAUAACGCCAGCGCAGGCCGCCAGGUUGGUCCAAGCUCGGGCGGCACAACCUAAGCUCACCCAGCAAACUUUACUACUAGUGAGGAGGGCAGAUGGGUCGCAGAGCCUUGUGGUUCGACAAAUACCUGUCGCCAAUCCCAACACGCAGGGCACAGAGGUGAAAUCAACCCCAGACAAAACUACAAACACACCAGCAGCAGAAAGAAAAGAGACAACUGAAAAUCCCAGUUCGCUGGAGGAUAAUUGUGAACCUCAAAACCUGACUGCACCACCAGAAAUCAAAAUCAAAACCGAACCGGGCUCUCCGUCCAACAUCGAAACCGAUAUGCAGAGUGAAGGAGAGGAAGAAGAGACGCAGACAGACGGGAAUAAUGGGGAAGGGAAACAAACGACUGAUGCGGUCUCCCACUCUGGAACGGUUCACAGUGGCGUCGCCUGCGGAGAUAACUUCCAUAACUAUGCGACAUGUCUGGUUUGUGACAGCUCCCAGAGUAAACGGAAGCUCACAGACUCGCAAGACAGUGACGACAAAGCUACAACUAUCUCUCUCAACUCUCUGCUGGAUAAGGAUAAGAGUGGAGCAGCAGAACGCCUCCUCCCUCUUCUGAAGGCCUACAGUCAGAACCCAGAGCCUACUGACGGGCAGCUGGCACAGGUGGCCAAGACUGUCAAGUUACCUCUAGAGGCGGUCAGCAAGUGGUACCAGAAGAUGCGCUCGAAAAAGAUAUUGCUCCAGGGUGCAAGCAACCCGAAAAACAACAAAGAAAAAAAAACACCGUCUGCUGUGUCUCAAGAAACAAACUCAACUCAAGCCACCUGCACGCCCACUCAACCCGAUGAUGACACCUCAGAGGACACCCAAAAUGAAAGUGUCGCUUCACCCGCCUCCCCUGCAGCCAGUCUCUCCACCGAUGAUCUCGUCAUUGUAAAGACAGAAGACAUAGAGGAGGAUCUGCAGUCUGAACCGCUCGACCUCUCACUCCCCAAAUCCAGCCCAACUCAACCCAGCACCACCACUAAGCUGCCGGUCUCCACUCAAAAGGAGCCGCUCAACCUCACCUGCCUCAAGAAGCAACCGAUGCCAGGAAACACCAUAUAUGUGACACAAGGCACCACAGGUCACUUGAACAUCAUGACAGCAUCAUUGCCAACACUGGUUGCCAUAGCAGAGCCAGGGGGUGUUCAGUGCAUCGGCACUGCAAUAUCCGGUAACAAGAGAACCAUCCUGAUCCCUCAGCUCACCUACACCUACACCACCAACUCCAGCAUCAAGACCCCUGACAGUGUCUCGACAGACAAGAAGGGGACGGUGAUACUCAACAACUGUCCGCAGGUCCCGGACAUCGCUUCUGACUGCGUGUCAGGGGUAGAGGACCAGAACGAUGAAGAUUCACCUCUCAUGAAGAAGAGGAGGAAGACUGUCGGGGGCCUUUACGCCUGUGAUCUGUGUGACAAAAUCUUUCAGAAGAGUAGCUCACUGCUGCGACACAAGUAUGAACACACAGGUAAGCGACCUCACGAGUGCGCCAUCUGUAAUAAGGCGUUCAAACACAAGCACCACCUGAUCGAGCACACGCGACUACACUCCGGAGAGAAGCCCUACCAGUGUGACAAGUGUGGCAAACGCUUCUCUCACUCGGGCUCUUAUUCUCAGCACAUGAACCACCGAUACUCUUACUGCAAGAGGGACACUCAUGAACUGCCAGAACAGAUCAGCACCUCCACUCCUCCCUCUCACCACGACUCGGACGAGAGAGAGAGCGACGCAGAGGACGAAGAGGAAGAGGAGGAGGAAGAGGAUUUAUCCGCUCUGGACAUGAGCGAUAUCAGAGUGGUGCAAGUAGGAGAGGAAUACGAGGAUGAGGAGGAGAGCGGGGAAGAGGAAGAGCAGGACAGAGGACAUGAGGAGGAAGAGACAGAAGAAGGAGGAAUGGUUAUGGAAGUGGAGAUUGGAGACACUGACACUCUGGAGGAGGAAGUCGGGGAAACCGUGGAAACGGAGGAUGCUAUGGAGACGGAGGAAUCGAGGGAGGUUUCAGGCAGUGCAGAGGACACAGUUCUCACUCAAAAUGAAGGAAACACAGAGACGGCAGCCGAGGACUGAAGAACGAACGCUCCUCUUUCUGUCACUCACGUGGGACUAAUGAAAGAGGCGAUGAGCUCUUCAUCAAACUAAUCGUCGGUUGCUAUGGAAACCGUUUCAGCUCUUUACUGUGUAUAAAACCCAGGUGUGCCUGAUUUACAAAACAAUAUUUCCUUGUUUGAAAAAAAAAAUUGAGUAUAACGAGGAAAAAAAGGAGAACCAAAAACUCCAACUCAACUAGACUUCAUAUGACUUAAAGUUUCAGUUGUUUCGCUUUGUUCCGUUACUGAACCGACCUCGGUAUGUCAAAUUUUCAGUGUUCAUGUGUUUUUGUUGCUCUGUACAGUCAGAUUUCUAUACCUUUAUAUUUGCCAAUGAAGUUUACGAAAAAAAAAAAAAUCAGUAUUUUAAAGUUUUCAGAAACAAAACUAAAUUCUGCACUGCAGGUAUAACUGGUUUACUUACAGGGGUGAUACUCACAAAAGGGUCAUAUUUCACUCCAAAAAUCAAAAGAAAUUACAUUUUGCAUAAAGACAAUUAAGCCUAUUUUUAGGACCAUCACAGGCAUUAUUUUGAUGACAAUUUAACACGCCCCCUUUUCAAAAGUCUACAUCGUUUGUAAAGAACAAUUGUAAGUAUACGCUGAUUUUAAUUUAAGACAUACAUUUUAAUUCAUGAUGAUUUUAAUGUUUUAACAAAAAAGCAAAACUUAAAUAAUCAUGAAUAUUUUCUUCAUGCAAAAUCAUUUUCUUUCAACUCUUGAUUUUUGUUUUGGUGUGAAAUAUGACCUGGGCAUUUCUUUGUGAGAUUUACCAGAUACUUAAUGCCUCAAGUUUAAAAAACCAUUCAGUAUUUUUGUCUUGUUAAACAGGCAAUCUGUUGUUAGCAUUGCCUCGUUUUCCCAUGUGAUUGUUUGUCUGCCUUAUGAAGGAAAUUAGAUUGCACUUCGUUAUUAAGAAUUAAUGAUUCAAUAUCACACGGAUCAUUAAUUAUGGAAAUUUUCAUAGGAAUGCUUAUUGUCAUUUAACAAUUGAAUCACUUUGUUGAUAUAAUUUGAACUGCUCACUUCUAAUGAACUUCUCAAUAAUUCAAAUUAGAUUGUAAUUCUAUCGAGAGGUUUUGUUGUUGUUGUUGUAAUAAGCACUCCAAAAAGUUUGUCGGUAACUGUUUAAAAAAAAAAUUGUAUAGAUACUUUUUACAAUCAUGACACCAUAUGAAAACAAAAACCGUCAGCCAGAAAAAAGGGUUCGUAAUCUCAACCUCGAAGGCAGUUUCACCUGUUAUUUCAUUUAUCUUUGUUUGGCUUUAUGUUGUAGCGUGUCAGUCUGUGUUCAUAGGUGAUGCUCUAAGGAACCGCACACCCACAGCCUUAUGCAAGACCGCCAAGCUGUAAGUGCCAUUCACAGAUGUUAAAAUCCACAGUCACACUGGACAAUCUAACUUUAGUCACCAAUAUGUCAACAUUGGUCAAAAACCCAACAGAUUUGAGAAAUAUACAAAAAUAGAAAAGUAUGUAACACUGCCAUCUACCUGUGUUAAUCAAAAUGGCACACUUUCAAGCUGUUACAACAUUUCACCUUGCGCUCCUAAAAAAGUUGUUCUCUCUCGUAGCCAUAGGAUUGCAUUGAUAAGGAAAUUCAUAUUCUUCAUCUAGGUGUUCUCUCUGUCAAGAUUUCCAAGGUUCCCGGAUCUAUAGACUACACGAAAUCUAUCAUCCUAAAGCCAUACGACAAAUAUGGACCGUAUGUAAUAUGACUGUGAAGUGCACAAUUAAAGCAGCACUUUGGAAGAGGCGCAUAGGAUUAUUAUGUUUUAGUUGAUUAUGUCUGAGCAGACCUUACAGUAUUAUUAAUUUCAAUGUAUUUCAAAAUGUUUAUUCUUUGUGUUUAUGCAUGUGUAUAUUGUGUAAUACCAUCAGUAUUAUUGUCAUUGACAAAUGUUUUUUUUGUAGAACCUUUUUAUAUACGUCUUAUUUUUGUAUUGCUUUAUUUAUUGCGUGUGUAAUACACAAUGUUGUAGUUUAACACAAUGUAUUUUAGAUUGAAUUUCAGUGCCACGAAGGAGGUUAAACCAAGAAAUACAGUAUAUAAAUCCGAACUGAACAGUAUUAGUUUUAUAACUUCCAAGUUAUUUUUUAAUACUACCACAAAGUCAAUCAGGCAGACAUUUGCACCCAUUGUUUGUUUUGUUUUUUUGUUUUUAUUAAACGCUGAACCUUUUCCAACAGCUUCAUGGUAAUUAAUAGUAAAUGACCCUUAAACCUGUGAUGAAGAGCAUGGAUUCAUGUUGUUGUACUGGUGUUGAAAUUGCCAUUUUGGAACCAAAAUUAGUCAACCCAUUUCAUUUACAUUUAUUUUAAUGUGUGCCAACUUUGCAUUGUGUGUGUAAAUGUCACAUAUUCCACGAGGUGAUGAUGAACCUACUUGUAAGAUUUUUCUUCCUUUGUUUCCUUUUAUGAUGCCCCAUAAAAUAAAAUGAAGUGAAGCACCA
Messenger RNA from Pimephales promelas (fathead minnow), 6372 nucleotides. RefSeq names its product zinc finger E-box binding homeobox 1a (gene zeb1a). The record is from RefSeq and is a predicted model, not a curated record. Gene Ontology annotation, molecular function: DNA-binding transcription factor activity, RNA polymerase II-specific; RNA polymerase II cis-regulatory region sequence-specific DNA binding. Gene Ontology annotation, biological process: anatomical structure development; regulation of transcription by RNA polymerase II. Lineage: Eukaryota; Metazoa; Chordata; Actinopteri; Cypriniformes; Leuciscidae.